Pseudovirgaria hyperparasitica is the source of this 3241-nucleotide messenger RNA. RefSeq lists its product as uncharacterized. Gene Ontology annotation, biological process: phosphatidylinositol dephosphorylation. Gene Ontology annotation, cellular component: endoplasmic reticulum. Gene Ontology annotation, molecular function: phosphatidylinositol-4-phosphate phosphatase activity. The record is from RefSeq and is a predicted model, not a curated record. The transcript is spliced from 3 exons. The coding region runs from base 168 to 3116 and encodes 982 amino acids. NCBI's taxonomy places the organism in Eukaryota, Fungi, Ascomycota, Dothideomycetes, Acrospermales, Acrospermaceae.
GCUCCCUUCAUCGCAGACUUCGAAAUUAUGAUUCAGCUGGAUCUUCUAACAUGAGACCAGGUCUCCAUUUCUAUAGAUAGACUCUCUUCCAGCUCCCUAUAACACCUGGGAGAGCGCAACACGAUAGCUAUCGCGGUUUCAGAGCUGGACAAACUACUCCCUUCAAAAUGCCUAGCAUAGUUCGAAAACUGCUAAUAUUUGCUGCCGUCGAUGGUCUUAUCUUGCAGCCAGCACCUCCAAAAAACCAUCCACCAACGACUCACCAAGCGAUAAAGAUCGAUUGGAAGGGUAACGUUGGCCCACUGUUGAACGAUCGCAGAGAAGAGCCGACCGCAGAGAAUGUACUAGAGUCUUGGGGCAUUGUUGGCCUCUUCAAAGUCGCGUCUACAAGUUUUCUGGUGUCCAUCGCAAGUCGCGAACAAGUUGCUCAUAUACGACGAAAGCCGAUUUAUGUCAUUUCAGACGUAUCGCUCAUACCCCUAGUCUCCCAGGCCGAGGCCGAGAAGGCAAUCACCUCAGCAAAAGACCACUUGAGACGACAGACCUCGACAGAAACAGCCCUAGGGCCCGAAGAUGAUGAUUCGUCCGCAGAAGAGAGCGACACAGCAACUGUGACCGAUGACGAGUCUCUUCCCGAGAGUGUACCUUCAACACCACGUACGAGCUUGGAAAAGGAUGCAGCCACAGUGCAAGAGAGGCAACGACGCACCAGCAUAGGGCAAGACGUUAUCGCACGUCGAGGCUUGUAUGGAAGAUUCGCGGACCAGUGGUUUAGUCGUAAGGGUUGGAGUACCCAACAGAGAAAAAGACAGGGAAUCAGCAGCGAUGAUAGCCUAGCGCAGAGAAGGCAGCAAGAUUUGGAGCAAACUAUGGAUGAUGAUAAUCUAGAUAGCUCUAAGCCGACGAAUUAUGGAGAAGGAAACAAGCAGACGUUAGACGGGGGUCGAAAAUUGAACUCCGAUGAAGUCAGGCCUGCGGUGUGUAUGUCCGACGUACCUGUGGAAGAAAUACCAAAAGCUCUGGGUGAUGCUGAGAAUGCAUCAUCUAUCACACUCCUUCCAAAAAUACUACGAACGACGAAGAUUUAUUUUGGAUCCAAGAGUUUCUAUUUCUCGUACGAUAUCGAUCUCUCACGGAGACUAGCAAUCCAAAGUUUGACACCUAGCAGUCAGCCUCUUUUCAAGCAAUUCGAUCCUUUGUACUUGUGGAACCACCAUAUGGCUAGCCCUUUUAUAGACGCUGGGCAGCUAAGUUUUGUCUUGCCUAUUAUACAAGGAUUCGUGGGCCAGCGAGCAUUUACAGUCAACACCUCAAUGGACUCACAUUUGGACACUGUAGUCGACGCUGCAACGUCCUUACAGGCCAUACUGAGCAAACAUGACGAGGUUGCUAAAAAACAAGCUGCGUCAGCAACCGAAUCUGAGACGAAGGACUUCCUGUUAACACUCAUCUCAAGACGAUCAACUCUACGCGCAGGCCUUCGAUACCUACGAAGAGGCGUUGACGGAGAGGGUAAUGUUGCGAACAGUGUGGAGACAGAGCAGUUACUGUCCUCCCCAACAUGGGAUACCACAAACAACGCGAUCUACUCUUUUACGCAGUGCCGUGGAUCUAUCCCAUUGAUUUUUUCUCAGAGUCCAUACUCGCUCAAACCCGCAGUAACCCUGCAGGGUUCUGAGGAAAUGAACGCCAGCGCCUUCAGGUUACAUUUUGCGAAUCUCGCUUCGCGUUAUGGGACGGUCUAUGCUGACUCGCUGGUCGAUAAGCAUGGGACAGAAGCCAAAGUUGGAAAAUUAUACGAACAGCAUGCGGAGGCACUUAAUAAGUCUGGCGGUAUAGAUGGUAAAGGAAGCGAGCUUGGAUUCGAGUGGUUUGAUUUCCACAACGUGUGUCGCGGCAUGCGCUUCGAGAACGUAUCGAUUCUUAUGGACACCCUAGGCCCGUUUCUUCAUUCUACCGGGUUCACUGUUCAAGAAGGAGACACCUUGACUUCAAUUCAAUCAGGCAUCCUUAGAACGAAUUGUAUGGACUGUCUUGACCGCACAAAUGUUGUUCAGUCUGCUACAGGUCGUGCAGCACUGGAGACCCAGCUCUCCUAUCUUAAUAUCAAGAUCGAUCUGCAGACUGACCCUCGAACUUCUUGGUUCAAUACACUUUGGGCAGAUAAUGGUGAUGCAGUCUCGAAACAAUAUUCGGGCACGGCAGCUCUAAAAGGAGAUUACACCCGUACAAGAAAGAGACAGAUCUCUGGCGCACUCACCGACUUUGGUCUUACUCUAACGAGAUACUACAAUAACAUUGUUAAUGAUUACUUUGCGCAAGCGCUCAUCGACUACCUAUUGGGCCGUGCCCCCGAAUCAAUAUUCGCCGAGUUCGAGGCUGAUAUGAAGACAACUGACUACGCACUAGAUAUGCGAAAAGUCCGCCAAAGUGCCAUCCACCGCGCGGCAGAGAUCGUGAUAGAAGAUCCAGGUGCGGAGGAUCUCAUCCACGGUUGGACAUUAAGCUGUCCAGCCGAAAGCAAUACCUUGCGUACACUACCGUUCGAAGAAUGUGUUCUGCUACUCACUGAGAAAGCUGCCUACAUGUGCAGACUUGAUUGGCAAACAGAGAAAGUCAAGAUGUUCGAACGUGUUGACCUUGGAGACAUGAUUUCGCUUUCACGUGGCACAUAUAUAACAUCAACACUCGCACCACGACAUCUUGACACAAGCAAAAACGUCGGUUUGGUCUUGCAGUUCCGCACCGGUAGUGGGAAAGACCUUGUCCGACGCAAUACCCGCAGCUUGGACAGUUCACACGAAUUUGAACCGUCGAACACCUCUUCGACACCUUUACCUACCCAAGAAACUCGAUUCCUAGCAUUCAAAGCACUUCCCCCCGCGUCAACGAUACAAUCCUCGAAGGGCGAUGAUGAUGCACAUACGCCACUAAACGAAAUCGAGACGUGUAAGCAUAUUACAGAGGAGAUCGCGCGGGUCGCGAAUAAAUUUACGGAAUGCACAAGGGGGCUCAAAAUCGAGGAGAAGGAUAUCAUUAGUGAGGCAGAGGCGAAGAAAGCGACCGGUUGGGUCGAAAGCUUGGGUUAUAAUCUGAAGAAAUUGAUUUGGACGUGAAAAACGAAUAGGGCGAGUCUGUAAUGCCACGAUCGUAAUACAUUCAUGAUGAUGUUUGCUACUAAGUCGUCGAAUUGCUUAAGCAAUCUACCCAACUAAUCAUUAAUCCACCCAUUCAUAGAUCG